Cryptomeria japonica (Japanese cedar) is the source of this 2458-nucleotide messenger RNA. RefSeq lists its product as uncharacterized. Gene Ontology annotation, molecular function: S-adenosylmethionine-dependent methyltransferase activity. The record is from RefSeq and is a predicted model, not a curated record. NCBI's taxonomy places the organism in Eukaryota, Viridiplantae, Streptophyta, Pinopsida, Cupressales, Cupressaceae. Bases 169 to 1722 code for a protein of 517 amino acids. The transcript has a single exon.
CAAGAUUCCACAACUCCCAUGCGUAUCCAUUCAAAGUCCAUUUAACUCAAUCCGUAAGGGGCUUAUCUACAGGCUAAUAUUACAUGGCUUUUAUGUUCUUUCCUGCUGCCAAGGUUCAACAAGAAAAACUUUUAACAACAUUGCAUUACAAUCACAGGAGCAAUAAAGAUGAAGCCAAUGGUCACGUGUGAUAACAGGUAUGCCUUAUGUCAUUCUCUCUGUUUCAAUACAAGGCUCCCUUCUAACAAAACUCCCUGCAAUAUUAAAGUUGUAAUGGGAACUUCAGCUGGCCACAUGAAUACAGAUAUGAAAGACAGAAGCAUCAAUUCCAGUAGAAUAUACGUGUAUAGAGGCACCAGCAUUUCUGCCCUUGGCCAAAUCAAUAAUAGUAAUACGGACAUCAAAAAAAUCCAAAGUCGUUAUGAAGAAACCCACAUAAUUGCAGCAGGCUUAAAAAGUAACAUCAACAAUGCCAAUCCAAUUCACAACAAUUUUAAUGUCAAUUUCAGUAGAAUGUGCAACAGUUGUGGUGGUACCAACAUCGCUUCAGUAGGCCAAAUUGAUAAUAGCAGUAUGAAGUUCAAAAAAAUCUCUUACUGUUAUGAGGGCACUCACAAAACUAUAGCAAACAUCGAUAACAAUGCUAAUUCAAUGCGCAGCAAUAUGUAUGCCAAUUUCCAUCCAACCUUUAAUGAUGCCAUCACCAAUUUCAAUAAUAAUAGAAACAGAUCUUGCGACAGGAUCCACAGCAAUAUGAAUGCCAACAAAACCAACUACCGUAAUGAUAAUGCCAGAAUCCUCACUUCAGCUAGCCAUGAUAAUCGCAUUUUGAGCACCAAAAAAAUCCUUAGUUGUUACGAUGGCACCCACAAAAUUUCAGCAGGCGUAAGAUAUACCAACAAUGCUUAUCCAAUCCAAAACAGUUUCAAUCUGAAUUUCAAUAGCAAUAGCAAUACCAACAAAAUCAAGACCCGUAUGAAUGUCAACAAAACCUACAACAGUUAUGAUGCUUCCAACAGCCCCACUUCUGGGGGCCAAACCAACCGUCUGGUACUCAGCAAUGACAAAAGGCUAAAACUUAAUAGGUCAUCAGACCGAGACUUCUAUUCAUUCCCAAGAUUUGUUACUCAUGUUGAUGAUGCUUUCAUAUCCACUCUCACAGAUCUAUACAGGGAAAGAAUUCCUCCCGGCGCAGAAGUCUUAGACCUGAUGAGCUCUUGGGUAAGCCAUCUUCCACCUGAAAUUCAAUACAAGAAAGUAGUUGGCCACGGUCUUAAUGCCCAAGAGCUUGCAAGGAACCCUAGGCUUGAUUAUUUUUUCGUAAAAGACCUAAAUGAAGAUCAAACUUUAGAGGCCAACGAUUGUAGCUUCGAUGCUGUUUUGUGCACAGUUAGUGUUCAAUACCUUCAGCAGCCGGAGAAAGUUUUUGCAGAGAUUUAUCGGAUCCUUAGACCUGGUGGGUUGUGCAUUGUGAGCUUUAGCAAUAGAAUGUUUUAUGAGAAAGCAAUCAGUGCAUGGAGAGAGGGUACAGAUUAUAGUAGAAUUCAGCUUGUUGUGCAGUAUUUUCAAUGUGUCACAGGCUUCACACAGCCAGAGGUGGUGAAAAAAUUACCCGGAUCAGAAGCAAAGUCUUUAUUUGGCUGGGUUUUGGGGUUACUGGGGAGAAUGGCAAAUGAUCCAUUUAAUGCAGUUAUUGCUUAUAGAAAUUUUAAACCUGUCUAGGUUUGCAGAAAUGUGGGAAUGGAAGAGGGGAGGCCCUAUUAACAGAGGAUCUCUCCUAGUUCACAAAAAUGGGGCUGCUGAGCACUUAAUUGUGAUGGAAUAUCACAGAGAGGAAUGUGUGGUUGAAGAAAGCAUAAAUUCGAUGUGAAGUUUUCCUGGGUUCAGUAAUUUGGGUUCCAGUUUGCCUUGUUGAGAAAUCCAUCCAUGUUUUAUCAUAUCCACUUUACUAAGAGUGCUACUACAUAAUGGAGUGAAUCAGAGUCCUUACAGAAGAUUUUAACCCUUUCUAUCAGAGCUAAAGUGAAUUAGCUGGACAUCGUCACGAGACAGUUGAUGGAUUGUCAUUAGAGAUGGGAAACACAAGUCUGCUCCCUUAUCAUUCUGGCAUCUUUGUUUCAGAAUGAAAUUGUUCUUCUAGCUAGUUCAAAGGUUUUAGUGGAACAGGGCAAUAUAAACAUACUGCCACAUAGUACACAGAUUAAUUCAUCUAGCUCAACAUGUUCUUGUAGAUGUUAUCUCAGAUUCUCGAAAUUUGAUCAUUAUGUAUUUUAUUAAUGUUUACCUAACUACAAAAGAAAUAUCACAGUUGAAUCCUGAUAGCAAUAUCACAAUUUGACUUGCUGUGGAAAAUGUCUCCUACUGAAGAAGUUUUAAAUUUCCAUUGGCAUUAUCCUUUGAUGAAACAAUUAUUCUAAAGUCAUUGAUGCUCGAGGAGUAGUAUUCCAUUUCAUUUACA